AUGGGUGACUACCUCAGAGUGUCGACGGUGCAGGUGGUGCAGGCUAUCGACUUAGCUGAACUUGAUAAGACCAUCAAAUGGCUUGUUUCUAAGGUGCAGGAACUACCUACGGCUGAUCAGGCUAAUCAGCGGACGAUUGCGGACUCUCUGCUCCAAGAUCAAAUUGAUGCAUUAAGGAGAGAAAACAGUAGCCUGAAGGAUGCGCUGGCACAGUUGCAGUCGAAACAGGAUGACAUGGAGAGCCGACUCGAUACAAAGCAGGACCGCGACCAGGCCACUCCAGAUGGCACGGAAGCUGAUGCUGGGGCCAAUGAUGUGCCUGCUGGUGGUUCCAAGGCGGACCUGGAGAGCCGCUUGGCCGCCCUGGAGCAGCGUGUGGAACAGCUUCCCACGACCUCGGCCCACGAUGAAGCUGAGCAUGCGGAAGCUUCAUCGCCGGGGCCGGACCUCAACUCGCAAUUCCAGGAGCUGCUAGCUGGCCAUCGAGCCCUCGCCGCGACUGUGUCUGGGCUCCAGCACGAGCUGGAAUCCAAACCCAACCGGGCUGAGCUAGACUUGAAGGCCAAUCGGUCUGAGCUAGACGCGCUGCUGCGUGCUGGUGUCAGCAUGGCCACAGUUGGCGAUGCUGUGCCGCCCGCACUGUCGGUCCAGGCGGACGGAUCGGUUGAUAACGCGGCGCUGGUGGAGGCUGUGAAUAAGGCGGCAGCUGAGGCCGCCGCCAUGCGGGGCCAGGUGGCAGUGAUGCAGGACCGCCUUCAGGGCAAGUCCUACGUGCCAACCCAAAUCAAAAUCUUACAGGCCGAACAGGGCGGCGUUGAUGAACUAGCAGCGCAGUUGGCGGCCCUCAAGGCCCGUGGACUUCCAUCCGGCCGUAAGGCUGGUUCGGCGGGCGGCGCUGACGCCAGCGCAUCACCGGGACUAGGAGGCUCUGGCGCGGUGGCCGCGGUAGAUGCAGCAGACGGCAUCUCGAGCGUGCCAAGCGUGGCGGUGCCUAGCACACUUCUAGACACACUCAGCAAGCGCUUGGAUGAGCUUGAGGUGCGCGUCUCGGCUGGGCCCAGCAAUACGCCGGUGUCGGUGGGCAGCAGUGAUCACGCCGUGGACGCGAUUGACAGCCUGCACGACGUCCAGCCGCUGCUGAAGGACAUUUACAAACGUGUGGACUCAAAGGCGGACAGCAGCGGCAUUGUUGACAUGAACCUUGGACCCUUUGAUAUCCGUCCGAAUGGCAGGGCCGCCCUUGAGGAGGUGCUUCGGCGGCUGCAGGAGGUUGCAGCUUCCGUGGACCAGAAGGCCGAUUCCGCGGCGCUGCGGGACUCGACCACGCGGCUGGAGAAACUGAUCUCAACAAGCCUGGACGAUAAGCCCGGCUCGGCCCAGCAACGGAAAAUGCAGCAGCAGGCAUCAACGCCGCAGGAGCUCCCAUGGGUCGUUUCCCAUGAGCUUGUUGACGGUUCUGGGCCUGGGUCUGCCGCCUUUGAGCAGCUGCGCGCACAGGUAACGGAGCUUGCUGCCCGCGUUGCGCAGCUUCCCGAGUCCUGGCCGGAGGCUGGCCUGCCGCCUGGUCGCAAAUCGAGCAUGGGCCUAGAGGGGCUAGACCUGACGUCCGUGCAGGGAGCCCUGGCGGCGUUGCAUGGCCAGCUGGGCGAGCUCGGCACGAGGCUGGCGGGCAAGGCGGACGCUGGCGAAGUUGCGCGGCUAGAGCUGGCUCUCAACAGCAAGGCGGACUUGGACGAGCUGGCGGAAAUUCGGCUGGCGCUGGGGUCCAAGGCGGACGCAGCAACCCUGGGCGACUUGCAGAUUGCGUUGGCUGGCAAGGCGGACCAAGCGGCGCUGGACGAGGUGAAAUUAACGGCAGCGCUUGCAGCUGACAUGGCCGCUGGCGCUAACGGCGACAUCAGCGCCAAUGGCAACGGCAACACGACGGGAGGAGGCGGGUACACGAACCUGCUUGGCGCAAUCCAGGGCAUGGUUGCAGACAAGGCCAACAAGGCCGAGCUAUCAGUGCUGCAGAACCUCCUAGCCAGCAAGGCAUCUGCCGAGGACGUGGGUCUGCUGCGCGCAGCGCUGGAGGACAAGGCGUCGGCGGCGGAGCUAACGGCCCUCAUGGCGCAGUUCUCUGGGCGGCCCGCCAACUCGGAGGAGAUUGCAUCGCUCGACCAGCGCAUGGGCGACGUGUUUGCAGAACUGGCAAAAAUUCGGGCAGACAUGGCGGCGCUGCCGGUUGACAUGCUUACCGGCGCGGCAGCGGCACACGGCGCUGCAGCGGCACGCGACGGCGGCGACACGGCAGCUCUGCAGCGCAUCGUUACAGCGCUCACCCGUGAAGUUGGGACGCUGCGCGAGGGCCUUGAUACGGUGGCGCAUGCAGCCAACGUGCUGGCAGUUGGGCUCGACGGUGGGGUGCGAUUUAGCGCCACGGGAGCUGCAACGGGAGGCGUGGAGGGGCGCUACAGCGAGGCAGGAGGUGCUGGGGGCAAGGAGAACCGCUCGCCCCGAGGAGGCUACGAGCGACUGCUCAAGUUGCUCGGCAGCGGUGACUAUCGGCACAAAAUGGAAGCCUUCGACCCUGUGGCGCUCCAACAAAUGGCACAAAAGUUGGCGUAUCUGGAGGCGACAGUCAAGUCGCCGGCGAUGGGCCGCGCUGGCUUGGCUGGCGUCGAUUACGGCAUCAAGGAGCUAGAACGGCAAGUAAAGCGCCUCAAUACCGACGUGCGCCUCAUGAAGGAUAAGUUGAUCGAGCCGCCACCAGCCUUGGCUCUUGCAGGGUCUCGGUUGGUAGCCCCCGGUGACCAUGCCAUGCUGGCAGCCCGGCCAAUCACCGGCUAUCGCUGCAUGGCCUGCGAUAGGCCGCUGGACCAGCUCGAUGUGUCGCCAGGCCCGCACGUACCUACCCAGCAAUUGCCAGUACGCGUACCGGCGGCCACUGACACAGUGUCGCGUUCUCAAGUUCGCAGCGGGCGAGGCGAUCCGCUCAGCCCUCAAGCUUCAGCACAGCGGCUAGCAUAUGCCAACGACCCAAAUGCACGGAACGGUCAGAACUGGUACAAGGACGCGCCACCUGUCGUCGCAGCUGAGGCGCUCCCACGAGACUACGUCGGCCCACACCUGCCCCCGGGGGGCUGGCGCCCGAGCAACCCAGGAAGCGCUGUCAAGCAGCCAUCGAUGCAAGGCAGCCUUCCUGCACUCAGCGCCCCCAAAACACGCCCACCACAGGCCGGAAUGGACUAUGACCCGAAGGGCCAGCCAGCAGCCGCUGUGCCCAUGGAGGGAGUACCAGCCAACGUCACGCUGCCACAAAUAUCAUGACAUAAGCUAGGGUUUCACGCAUGUGAGCCGCAGACUGUAUAAAUGACGUGUUCAUCACGACACGACGCAGACUAUCGACAUGCAGGUGUUGGCACUGUAGUUUAAUAUGCGUUAAUGGCAUCGAUGUGGGAUAGUGGGUAUUCCGCAAACUUGACUGUACACAUGGCUUGGCGGUCAAGGUGAACGGGCUCGGCACGCCGUCGCUCGAAAAAUGGGGUUAGCAUUUGUUAUAGUCAAUAGAUAGGUAUUCUUUACGACUUGGUCAUUAGCCAACCUGCUACCAGGCAUCGGUAUGGCUGAGGGACUGCUGAGCCCGUACCCCGCCAUCGUGCACUGCGCUAUGUACCAAGAACGUCUCUCGCCGAAGAGAUAGCUCCGAUACAGUUGUAGAUGUCGUGGCGCCCGCUGUGGGAAGAACAAACUCGAGUCGAUACCACCCAGUAUCAAUCGCUACCAUCUAUAUCCUCCAUCCAAUACAUAAGAUCAUGUAUGAGUCAUCAGUCCGCUGUAAGGAGGAAAGCAG
Molecule: messenger RNA, 3832 nt
Organism: Volvox carteri f. nagariensis
Lineage: Eukaryota; Viridiplantae; Chlorophyta; Chlorophyceae; Chlamydomonadales; Volvocaceae
Exons: 12
Coding region: 1-3309 (1102 amino acids)
Source: RefSeq, a predicted model, not a curated record